UAUUAUUUACAUUUGCUACUUAAAAGAAUAACCAUACAAGUUUUAAUCUUUUCUCAGCCACGCAUUCCAAGGGAGAGUACGUAUAGUUAUAAAAUCAAAUUUCAAAGGAAUCUGUGUAAAGGCUCAGAAUUCAUUUUUCCGCCCAACAUUAGACUUUUCUCUUUACACGAAACUACCCCCCAAACAUAUGUAUUUGACCUACUAGCGAAAAUGGUUCUCCAUUAGUAGGACACGUGAAAUAUUUUAAUGAAUUCGCUGAGAGUACGAUAAAUGUAUCGAAAUGAAUUUACAACCGAGUUUAACAAAUAUGAAAAGCGUGCAUUUAAUAUUUGAUUCGAUGUUCUUUUUAGGUUUCGUUGUAUCCUCGAUGGAAUCUCCCACCACGGUACUGCCCACCCUCGAACCAGUGGCGCGCCAGUGGCGCCUUUCGUCCCGAUAGUAGGGCGUGUUGGGGUGGCAGUAUCUCCGUAGCGCUGACAGAGAUUAGGGGUUGCUUAACGUCGCGUAUCUAUCGUGCCGCUCUGCCACCCUUUUCUCCUCCUCACUUCUCACAUUUCCUAUUUUCUUCGCACACGUACACACAAGCGCGCACGCACGCACACACACACACACGCGCGCGCGCGUGCAAGCAAGCACAUUCGAAGGAACGUACAAAUACACACACGCAAAGUCCUUAUUUCUCUCUUAUUCGCAACGUAAAAUUGCGAACAGAUGGUGCUGUGUCGAUUUCAUUUCUACGGUGCGGUCACCUUCGGUAUAGCGCGAGCCGUGUUGCCAUGAGAUUUCGAAAGAUUGGUUAACGCGUCGACAAACAGUUUGUGCGCGUAUAUAUUCCACGAGGAAUAUUAUUUCAAUAGAGCUGAUAACCCUCGACGUUUGUCGUUUGUUUAUUUUGUGAGAUUCGGUAAACAUGAUUCUGAGAAAUUGCAGUGUAAAGCAAAGUGCGUAUUUAUAAUAAAUUCGAGUGCUACGCAGCAGAGGACAUUCGAGAAUCCUCUCAACGUCAUCUCAUCGCGUCGUUCGCACUGCAGGUUCAUGCAAGACAUUGUCAAGUAUCGGAUAAUGUUUCAAUCCAUCUCGGACUAUUCUCCUCUCGAGAUGAUCUUCAGGAUCGAUUUUUCGUGUUCUUCCUGUGCGUGGAAUAGAGACUGACGAUAUGGAUGCAGUAUGGCUUCGGUACUCUGGCAUGCUUCUGGGAAUAGUUUCGUUUCUCCCGCCUUUAUCUUGUUCCUGCUGCUUUGUCCUCGCAACAGUACAGAGUGUGAUCAAAAGUUUAUAAGCACUACUAAUGGUCCACCGAAUGGAACUUUUCACGCUCCGAUGUUGAUCAAUCCCGAUGGAGACUCCAGACAGUGCGUGUACACGUUUUUUGCCUGUCCAGGCGAGCGAGUUGAAUUGUUUUUCACCUCGUUUGGUCUGCGGGGGACUCCUCCAGGGGGAUCUGCCGUUGGAGAAUUACCAGCCUGCUUUCACGAAUAUAUUGACUUGUACGCGGAAAUACGGACGGAAAGUACUACCAAGUUGAUAGACACACCUUUUGGAGGACGCUUCUGCGGUCCGAUUCCACCACGCAGGCGCGUUUCCCUUUAUCAAGGAAUCGCCCUUAGCUUCUACACCGAUAGAAAUAUCACAUUACCUACCCUCUUCAGCGGUAUCUACAGGUUUAUCAAUGCCUCUGAAUACGAGGUGGGAACACCUGCUCCUAGCACCCCAUGCUCUUUUACGGUAAACUCGACGCACAAAAGUAACGGUAGCAUACUGUCUCCAACGUAUCCAGGCACAUAUCCGAAGGAUCUCGUUUGUAGUUAUCAGUUUAUCGGGAAAAGUAACCAAAGAGUACGGCUGGAGUUUCGAGACUUUGACUUGUUCUUCGGUGGUCCACAUUGCCCGUUGGAUUACGUCAAGGUGUACGACGGUCUGGACAAUACGUCCGCCGUGAUCGGUACGUACUGCGGCCAGCAACGAAACCUAGUAUUAUAUUCGUCCGAGUCCAGCCUGUUUGUGCUGUUCGCGACCAUCCAGCGCACCGCCAACACCCAGAAUCGCGGGUUCAAGGGGAUCUUUGAGUUCUCGGAAAGUUUCGUCAAGUUAGACUUCAUAACCGCUUACAAGGGCGAGCAUAUCCGUGGAUCGGAAUGCGAUCAGAAGAUUUUAAGCAAAAAGGAGUCGUCGGGGGACGUCGUUAGCCCGAACUUUCCCUAUCCUUACAUACCGAAGGUCGUCUGUCGGUAUUUCGUUUAUGGGAUGCAGGACGCGCAGCACCUUGAGCGCGUUCGAUUAGAAUUCACGACGUUCAACAUACCAAAGAAUAAAAGCACGGGAGACUCGUCGUGCACCGAUGGAUACUUGAAGUUGUACUUGAAAGGCCAAGAAGCAACGGAUUCCUACGACAAAUUCGAUCACGAAUUGUGCGGUUUAAAGAGCAAUCCCACUCAUGUAGUUAGCGAUGGUCCUAGACUCGUUAUGGUGUUUAGCAGUGGCGAAUCGCAGGGCCAGGGUUUUAAAGCACGGUACAGCUUCGAGACGGAAUACAAAAUACCAGGCACCGCGGCUCCAGAUGGUAGCUGUACAUUUACAUACCGCAGUUCCUCCCGCAAAAAGGGAGACUUUAAUUCUCCACGACAUCCUAGCAAUUAUCCAAGCGACACAAACUGCACGUAUUACUUUUUGGCGACGCCCAACGAACAAGUUACCUUGAUAUUCGAUAAUUUUAAAGUCAGGACGAAAAACACGAACGUGACAGCCGGCUACUACGGGCUCGACAUUUGCCAGGACGACUGGCUAGAGAUAUACAACAUGUACCGAGACAAGACGGAAAAAUUGAUAGGCAGAUACUGUGGCACCACUGCUCCAGGUCCAGUGGAAUCGAAUCUGGGUGCUCUAGGUCUAAGGGUGAUUCUACACUCGGACUCGGAGCUCGUUUACAGCGGCUUCAAGGCUCGGUACACGUUCGAGGUGGCCAAACCCAUAUUCGGAGAUUGCGGUUCGAACAUAAGUAGCUUAAAUUACGGGAUUAUCGCCAGUCCGAAUUUCCCUAACAAAUACGACGGACCCGAGAGGAACCACGCCAGCAAGACUUGCAAUUGGUUUAUAAGAGUUGGACCGAAUCAGAGAAUACUAUUAAACUUUGAAGAGUUCUCCGUGGAGGGUGAUCAGACAGCUCGUGGUUGCCCAGCUGCGGUGCUGCGCAUGUGGUAUUCCGCUUUGUCGACGCCAGUCGAGCUUUGCGGGGUUAAAACGGCGAACGUCAAUUGGACUUACCUCUCCGAGGAUAAUAACAUGCGUCUUAGCUUUAUACUGGCCGACAAAGCGGUUGGACAGCAAGGGUUCAGAGCUACGUGGACCGAAGUAAGCACGAACACUGACUGCCAGAAUCAGUUUAGCUGCAGUAAAAGUAGAUACUGCAUUGCAGAAUCGCUUCGGUGUAAUAACAUUUAUAAUUGCGGCCCGGCUGAUACUUCGGACGAGGAAAACUGUGACACGGCCGUCGUACGGACGGAUAGCUACGGUGAAGUCGCGGGAUACGUCGCUGGCGCGGUUCUGGUGGCACUGGUCGUUUGCCUCUUUUACCAUCGUAAACUGAAGAGACGCGUUCCGUCGGUACACCUGGACGACUUGCGUCAACGCGUAGACGAGACCCAUCGAUGUUACCAUCCCGAAAAUCUCCUUCACCAUCACCGUCAUCAUCACCAUCAUUAUCCUCAUCACCAUCAUCACCACGAGCAUCAACAGCAACAGCAGCAGCAUCAACACCAACACCAGCAUCAGCAUCAGCAUCAGCAUCAACAUCAACAUCAACAUCAACAUCAGCACCAACAUCAACAUCAACAUCAAUAUCAACAUCAACAUCAACAUCACCAGCACCAUUAUCAAGACGAGACGGACGAGUACGCGGCGAGAUAUCAGCUGGAGGCAUCGGCCAGUCCAGCCAGUGAGAGCGAUAACGAGCAAGCGUGCGUCGAGGAAGCCAGCAGCCUCGACAGCGUGUGACACCUCGUGCUGGAUCGCGUGAAACUCUUUGUUGCUGUACAUUGUUGGCCAAACUCUUUCUAUCGACUGGGUAUUCGUUUGACCUCGAUCGUGCAAAAAAGUCUACAAAGUUGCUAGGAUUUGCGGCAGUUUUGAGAAUGGAAAGGUGGAGUGGUGAUGGGACUAAUACCGUGUUGGUACUAUCGAUGCCAGAUAGUACAGUAUCAUUUUGUAUCGAACCAUUUUGAUAUCUACAUUGAUACGUGUUAAUCGCUUACAGUAUGUGGUAUCGAUUUUCAAUACCGAUACUUUUGUAAAGAGAAAAACUUCAUUUUUCAUGGAUAAAUGUCGUAAACGAGAAAUGUCGUAUAUUCUCGAAAGGUACUUCAUUUUAUAUGAAUACUACGAAUAAAGAUGCUCAUAACGAUGUACUGGAAAUCGGAAACGAAACUAUCAAGAAUUUAUUGUAUCGAUAAAUGUUUAAUAUCGCGUUUAUUGUCUUUGAUAUAUUUACAAUAAUAUCUAUGCAUAAUUCCAUGUUAAUUCUCAAAGCAUCGAUAUAGAAAUUUGAUACCGAGUACCCGACGUUUCGAUACUAUUCGAUGCUUCCCAUUAGGUCAAGUACUUUGCUAUCGAAUUGCUCAAAUAUCAUCACCAUAUAUCGUAAGAUUUGUCGUAUCAGUCCCGUCACUAACGUGGAUGCACCGUCGCGUUUCGUCGAGUAUCGUGCAUCCGUGUAACAAUAAUUAGAGCGAGUUUCGUUAGAGUGUUUGUGCUUGAUUCGUAUAGCAAAUGAUUCUCCUUUUCUUUUUCAAAUAUUUUAAACGUCCGAGUCUCUAGAGCCUUUGGUCUCUGGAGUUUCUAGAGCGUAUGCACGAUAUACACGGUAGCAACUGUAUCAUAGACGCUCUUGUAAUAUUACGUAUAAUUUUUGUAUACGCGCGUUUAGCGUGGUGCGUGCGCGUUGUAUCGAUCUGUGCACGCACGUGCACAAAUGUAGACAUAAUUUAAAAGGGUCGUAUUAGUGAAUUCCAGCGAGUAAUCCGAUGAGUCGUGGAUGUAAUUAUACGUUAAGCUGUAGGGUUGAGCAUCGGAAUUAAUUUCAACCGCAGGCCAGGGAUGGGCAAAGUGUAUUUCAUGUAGUAAUCGAGCGACGAAUAUCUUGCUAAUUUAUAUUAUUGUGUUUGUACUCGAUUGCUUCAAAGUAUUCGCAUGUUUUCAUUAGACGAUUAUAUAGCUACCUAAUACUUUUAUUCGUGAAAUGCAAAAUACGCAUACGAAUUUGGUAUCUUGUAAUUUUCUAGUGAAUGCCAAACGUAUCAGGAUUUUAUAUUUAAUCGUCGAGUAAGCAUAGACUUUAUUCCGAGCACGGGUCACGUAUGUUUAGUAUUUCGAAUGUAUGUGUUCGAUUAAAGAAUCAUUCGGACGUGCUCAUCCCCGCCAAAGACGUCAUUUUGGUUGAUUAGUUGCUCGAACUGGAAGUGGAAAAGCGUCAGGAAAUCAGCGUAAUUGUUAUCAACGAUGUCUCGAUACUCUUGUUCCUUCGAAAGAACGCGAAAUAUAUUUUUACGCCGAGUUAACUCGAUUCGUUGAUGAUGUUGUUGUUGUUGUUGUUGUUGUUGUUGUUAUCGCUGUUGCUGUUGCUGUUGCUGUUGCUGUUGCUGUUGCUGUUGCGUAACCAAUACCGGUACAUUUCACAUGUAUCCUAAAUCCUAUCGGCACCGUCUAUCGCUUCUACUCUGUUUCUCGAUAAUUAAACAUUUGUAUACAUAUGUAGAUAUGCAUCGUUAUCGUUUUAGUAUCCAACGAUACGAAUUUUGUAUCGAAUUUUGUUGCGCGGUCAGGGAAACUGUAAUAGUCCAAGUGUGUGUAAUUUUAUGGUUUCGACCUUGGUCCGACCUUUGUUCGUGUGUCUUUAUAUGUCUUCGAGGAAAGUGUUGCGCAAUACGUGACUUGUACGCGAUAAACUUUGUACGAGUAGACUUGAUGCCUUUUUACCAAGAAACAGUUACAUCGUAACACAGUUUUCUACGCUCAAACGCGAAAACUUACCGAAUACGAUCCAUCCAUGCGCAACAGGUAGCUCGAGGAUACAAACACGUAAUUAUCUUGACGAACAUUCUUUUUUAAACGCGACGUAUACCAGGGAUGUUCGAUUCUAAAUUUAUUUGAUUUUCUUUAAGCUAUUCAGAAUUUUUUAGGAAUUUUUUUGUUGGAAUUUCAACAUCAGAUUUCAAGAUUUACAUUUUUUUAAUUUGCAUCAGAUUCUUUUUCUAGGAUCAAUUUCUCCUCAAGAGUCGAACAUCCCUGAUUCCAGCCAGUGGUGUUAGACGGAUCGAGAAUUUUGACGCAUGUGAUCGAGUGGAAACUGCCGAACAGUUUCUCGAAAAUUAAUAAACAGCCCAAGGUAAGAGGAAAUGAGGUAUACAUAUGUACAUGCAAAUACAAUUAUAAAGUGUUGAGUAAUUUAUAUAAUGUAUCGAUAGAAAGUAUAAGCUACGGUAAGGAGGGAUACUGAACGAAACGUUCAAACUGACCAUCGGUAUUCUAUUAUCGAAAAGAAACAUUUUAUUUAAACAGUAGAAAUUGUAGAGAAUAAUACAUUAAAAAAUAAAUUUGAUUCGAUCUGCCUCGGUAAAGCUGGCGGUCAUGUCAGAUCCGCGCGCAGGUCGCGCAUGCGUGCACAAUCCUGUCCGUCUAGCACAACAUUUCUAACCUCGCUCUCCACUCACACUUCCCCUUGUCGUUCAUCCAGAUUACUUUUACCUGCAUGACCAAACAUUAACAAUAAACAUUAUUUACGACUACUUACACCGGUAUAUUAAUCCCGCGUAUGCGUGAAUGUUUAAUUAACGAUAAAUGCUGUCAUUUGAAAUUGUAACGCGUCACCAACGCGUCGAGUUACACGAAUUAAUUGAACUGUGAAUAUUAAAAUAGCAGUGUCGUCAUGUCGUAUACCUAGCAAAAAGAUAAAUGGAUAAAAGUGUGAACAUCGAAAGUGGGACGAGCCUUUUGUGUAUUUGUACGGUAAUGUUGGAACGACUCGAGAUAUAUAGGAUCAACGCGAAGAUGAACGGUCGCGGGACGCAACGACGAAAUUUUUCUACGUCGAGGAGCUGUGUUCAAUAUCUUUUACCCUCGUACCAAAAAUACAGCGCGAUGUAUUCUCGUAUUGUAGAUAAAGCUCGUUAGCUCGUUACGAAACGAUCGGAAAAUUUCGCACACGAUAUACUUUGUAGCGGAGAUGGAUAGAAUUUUAUCGGAAUAAUAAAAUAAAGUAAGUCUUGCACAA
This is a messenger RNA of Hylaeus anthracinus, 7261 nucleotides long. RefSeq names its product dorsal-ventral patterning tolloid-like protein 1. The record is from RefSeq and is a predicted model, not a curated record. Gene Ontology annotation, molecular function: protein binding. Gene Ontology annotation, cellular component: plasma membrane. Bases 1168 to 3990 code for a protein of 940 amino acids. NCBI's taxonomy places the organism in Eukaryota, Metazoa, Arthropoda, Insecta, Hymenoptera, Colletidae. The transcript has 16 exons.